AUGAUUACACCGACUUUCGUGUACCCUCCUCAGCCCUCUACUGCUAGGGCCACCAGUUCUUUCCUUUCUUAUGAUCCACAAAACAACAGAAUUGCUUAUGCAUCGGGCAGAUCCAUUAUCGUGCGCUCCUUAGACAGUGACAAGUUACCAAUCCAAUUCACCAAACAUAUUUUCCCUACAACUGUCGCCACAUUUAGUCCUUCUGGUAAUUAUGUUGCUUCUGGCGAUGAGUCCGGAAAUGUCAAAAUCUGGGAUACUUCAGUUUAUGGGAAAGAGGACGGCCUGUUUGAACAACCAACGGUGAAGGCCGAGUACCAAAUUCUUAGUGGUCCAAUUAGGUCAAUCGCCUGGGAUGCUGAUAAUCAAAGAGUCAUUGCUGUUGGCCAAGGUAAAGAUAGAUUCGGUCACUGCUUCACCUGGGAUACUGGUAACUCAGUUGGAGAGAUCCAGGGACAUUCCGAAACCAUCACUGCGGUUGAUAUUAGACAAGAGAGACCUUAUAGAGUCUGUACAGCUGGUGUUGAUAUGUCCUUGGUGUUGUAUACUGGCCCACCUUACAAGUUUGACAGAAGUAUUCGUUCUCUUCACACUAACACUGUCAGGGACGUUAAGUAUAGUCCCGACGGUCAGUGGCUUGUAAGUGGUGGCUCUGACAGAGCAAUUGCCCUUUUUGACGGCAAAACAGGCGACAGCUUGCUGAAGCCUAGGUUCGGUCAUGAUGGUAGUGUCUUUGCUAUCUCUUGGUUCCCCAAUUCGUCAGCUUUCGUGACAGCGUCUUCUGAUAACACCCUCAAAGCUUGGGACCCAAAGCUGUGUGAGACUAAGCACACGUACACUGUGGAGUCUCCCCCAUCAGUCUCUAAUCAACAGGUGGGUCUUAUCCUUACCAAGGAGUACGCUGUUUCGCUCUCGUUGAACGGUAAUUUAAACUUCUUCAAACACACCGAUUCAACUCCCCUGAAGAUAUGGUAUGGUCAUCAAAAGACCUUGACGGCUGUGGCUUCAGAUGAUAAGUAUGUCUACACUGGUGACUCAGACGGUUUGCUUAUCAGGUGGGAAAAAGAUGGCGAUCAAUUGAACCAGUAUCCGGAGAUCCUUGGGUCCAGGGAGGACCAGCAUACAAACUUCGUUAGAAGCGUAAUCAGUUCCAAUGGCAAUGUUUUGACCGCUGCUUGGGACGACAAGCUCAAACUUUGGAAGCUGGAUGGUACUCUUGUCAAAUCCGUCGAAUUAGAGGCGCAACCAAAGCAUGCUGCUACUCUUGAGAAGCUAACCAGCCAACCAUUGAAGUUUAAGGCUACAUAUGUUAGCCCUCUUUCCGAGACGAAUGUCCUUGUUGCUAACAAGAGUGGCAACAGAAUUGAAGAACUUCGUUUGGAUUCUGGUCUCGAGACUGUUCGUUCUUACGAGGCAUUGAGAUCUUCCCCAACAUUGAUUAAGGUCUCCCCUGAUGGAAAGUACGCCGCUGUGGCUGACACAACCGGCAAGUACACAUUGUACAACACUAGCGAUGGCUCAGUCGUGACUACUAGAUGGGCGUUCCACAACAGUCGAGUUGAGGAUGCCGAAUGGACAGAAGACUCUCAGUUCUUACUCAGUGGAGGAUUGGACAGUGGUAUUUUUAUCUACUCGGUAGCAAGACCAAUGAAGGUCUUGAAGUUCCCAUUGGCACACCAAAACGGUGUGACUGGCCUUAGUUGGUUGUCCUACGACAAGAAGGAGGGCUCGUUUGUGUCUACUGGUAGUGACGGUGUCGUGAAGACUUGGUCCGUCGAUUUCAGCGCCUAUGCUUAA
This is a messenger RNA of Candidozyma haemuli, 1794 nucleotides long. RefSeq lists its product as uncharacterized. Bases 1 to 1794 code for a protein of 597 amino acids. The record is from RefSeq and is a predicted model, not a curated record. NCBI's taxonomy places the organism in Eukaryota, Fungi, Ascomycota, Pichiomycetes, Serinales, Metschnikowiaceae. Gene Ontology annotation, molecular function: actin filament binding. The transcript is spliced from 2 exons. Gene Ontology annotation, biological process: actin filament depolymerization; positive regulation of actin filament depolymerization. Gene Ontology annotation, cellular component: cortical actin cytoskeleton.